CCAUCUUCAAGCACAGUCCAGCAUUCGUUAAAUGGCGUGUAGAGGAUACUCUCUUUCUCUCUGUCUCUCUUUAUGCGCUCUCUCUAUUCUCAGCAGUGUGUAUCCUGCCAAAUUAGCAUGAGGCGGGAAAAGGAAUGCAGCUCCCCUGUCUUCCUCCUCUCUCUCGCGCGCUCUUUCUCAUCGCCACCUUCCAUCUUUCUCUCUCGCUUUCUCUCUCUCUCUCUCUCUCCCUCUCUCUGUGAGUAUGCUCAGUCAUUCCGCUCUGUGCACUGCUGUGGUGUCGUGAGGCUGGAGAGCUGGUGGGAACCUGUGGUUGGAGAAAAUAAGCGUGUGUGCCGGCACUGGCUUCCUCAGAGAUAAACUAGAUGGAGCGGAGGGACGCAGGGACUGUGGAUUUUUAACCUGCUCACGUCAAGGAGAGAUGGAUUAGUGCUGGUUGUGAACUUUGGAGAGAAUUCACUGCACGUGUAGACGGAAUAAACGGCUCCUAUUUGUCAUCAGGCAUUGCUGGAGUUGAGGCGGUCUCUGAAAUCUGCUGCUUAUCUUGGAACAUGCUCCGAGGUUGAAAAACCUAGAGCCAAAUCAUUGAAAUGUACGGUCUAGACAUGUAUUACGCAUGAUUUAACACAGCUCAGCAAGGUUGUCCUCAAAGACAGCUGUUCUAACUGAUCACACCUGGGAUGUGCGGGAAAAUGACUGGCUCUGAGCGAGACUAAAGGAGAAACCUGUGAUGUCAGACUUCACCUGGGGCAGUCGUCUGAAACUCUGCUGAGUAGUUAUUGUGUUGUCGAGGGGGCGGGAGGGUGACGGCACGAGCGGACUACAUUUCCAGGUGUGUAAACCACACCAGACUUUACUCACCUGACAUCACCCCCUCUCUGUUUUUGGCUCAACUCAUUUUCUCACCUCAUCGUCUGAGUAAUACCUGCUCUCGACUCUGGUUUUCACCCCCAUGGGGCUACUCAAGAGACGAGAGAAGAGACUCUGAUUAGUGUUACAUUCCCGGCAGCCUCAGUCUGAUGCCACGGAACUAGAAAUAGAAAGCAGAAAGAAGCAGCAGCGACACUUGUGAACUGUUAUCACCGUAGAACAAGAGGAAGCACCAUGUGGAACCAGUCUGGAUACUGCAAUCACAUACCACACGCUGGAUAUCCCUUCUACCAUGCGCCCUGCAGUCAUAACCAGAGGACCACGGCGUUUCGCCAUCCUGUGACCGGACAGAUUUCUCCAGAGAACUUGGAUUUCAUCCUGCAGGAACAGCCACAGGGAGCUCGCAUGAUGUCCAAACCCACCGGUGAGCAGCUCUCCAGCACAACAGUCAGCGAGGCCUCGACCACCAUCACUUCCUCCACUGUGGACAACACCAAGGGCUCCCGGUCCAGUGGCAAGGUGCACAGCUUUGGGAAGAGAGACCAGGCCAUUAAGAGGAAUCCCAAUGUACCUGUGGUGGUCCGAGGAUGGUUGUACAAACAGGACAGCUCUGGGAUGCGUCUUUGGAAGAGGAAGUGGUUCGUCUUGGCUGAUUUCUGUCUGUUCUAUUACAAAGACAGCAGAGAGGAAUCGGUCUUAGGCAGUAUUCCUCUGCCAAGCUAUGUCGUUUCAUCCGUGGGACCCGAGGACCACAUCAGUCGCAAGUAUGCCUUUAAGGCUAGCCACACUGGUAUGCGCUCGUAUAUUUACAAGCAGAGCUCUGUGAUUGGCUCACAGGCGGAGCACACUGGGAUGCGGACGUAUUACUUCAGCGCUGACACCCAGGAGGACAUGAACACCUGGCUGAGGGCCAUGAACCAGGCGGCAGUGAUGCAGAACCACAGCGAUGCAUUCAUCAGACCAUCUGACAAGUUAGAGAAGUUGAACAUUUUGCCGCGGCAGGCUGUUCCGCAGACGAACAACGUAAACCACCACAAGACCAAGGCUUCAGAAUCCGACACCCAGCAACCAAUAAUCCACGAAGUCCUCCUGGAGCCAAUGUACCGCGAAGCAGAGGAGUUCUGCAGCAUCCACAAAGACUCUCCUGCCACCCCUGUGCUGGAGAACCCCAUAGGAAGCACUGGCCUGGAAAUGGACACGCACACCUCCCUCCCCUCAAACCUCACACCCACCGCCCUCUUGCAGCAGGACCCUGUGUCGGCCUCGGCACCCGUGUCCAGGGUGCCAUCACGAGCACCAUCACGAGCCGCCUCAACGCUACCAUCCAGCAUCUGCACAAGGAAUGGCCUUGUGCAAACACCAAGCCCCAUUCUGGAGCCCAACGGGAUUGCAGCGGGGACUUACCAGAGGGCCCCGUCGGUGCCCCUUGCUGACGCACACCAGCAUGUGCAGAGGAGAAACACACUGGAGCAAGUGGAGCAGUGGGUCAAAGUGCAGAAGGCGGAACAAAAAGGGCCCCCCUCCAGAGAGAACACCCUCCCGCGUCGCACACCACCAACCCAGCACAAGUUCACCUCUCUGGACACAUAUCAAACUCUGCCAAAGACCCCUCGGCAGAGUCCCACACCCGCCCGACUCGGCGAGUACAAGUACGCCCAGGACCGGCUGAGCCACUUCCGCCUCACCCCGGAGCAGUGCAUCCCAGGGUCCAACACCGUCUGGCAGCUGUAUGAGUGGCAGCAGCGUCACCAGUUCCGUCACGGCAGCCCUACGGCGCCUAUCUACACCCCAGCCCCGGACUAUCCCUUCGGUCCCCGCCCCCCCUCCAUCGUGCCUCCCACCUCUUCACUCCCCAGGUCCGAGGGCCAUCCUCGCUGUGUGUCCGUACCACCUUCAUCUGCAGACAUCCCCCCGCCGGGGCCCCCACCAGGUACCAGCCGAACCCUGUCACCCACACGGAGGCCGCAUACGCCAGCGGAUCGGGUGACAGUCAGACCUGUGGGUGAAAGGUCAGUGUUGGAGAUCCCCUUCACCGUCUCCCCCCGGAGGAGCAAAUCUCAGCUGUUCAAGGCUUCUACUAUCGAGAGACGGUCAAUGCCUUCCUCUGGCUACAUCACACACACAGUUAGUGCACCAAGCCUUCAUGGCAAAACGCCCGAGGAGCUCACUCUCCUCCUCAUUCAGCUGCGCCGGCAUCAGGCCAAGAUGGCCUCCGCACGCCAGCACACACUAACCCAGCUCCAGCGGCUCAACAGUCCCACAGAUCCCUUCCAUCACAAUCACCUCCUCGCCACUACCACCACUAGCAGCAGCCCCCUCCUCAGCUCUGGCCCCUCUCCUGUGUCCCAGCUUGGACAUAUGGGCCUCUCAGCCAUCCUAGGCCCUUGCAACACUAAGACUGAUGACACCUACAUGCAGCUGAAGAAGGACUUGGAGUAUCUGGAUCUAAAGGUCGCUGGAAGUCAGACACUGAAGGAGUCAGGGAAACCUGUCAAGGUUGCAGAAAGUGACGUGGAUGUGAAGUUGAGUCGGUUAUGUGAGCAGGACAAGAUCCUGAAGGAUCUGGAGGCGAGAAUCAGCUCCCUGAAGGACGACAAGGACAAGCUGGAGAGUGUACUGGACAUGUCCCACCAGCAGAUGGAGCAAUUCCAGGAGCAGCCGGCCCACACCCACAAGAUCGCCUAUCAGCAGAGGCUGCUGCAGGAAGACCUGGUCACCAUCAGGGCCCAAAUAUCACGCCUCUCCACGGAGAUGGCACAGGCCUGGGAGGAGUACAGCAGGCUGGAGAGAUCAGUAGAACAGUUGAGGAUGGUGCUGCAGACACAUAUGAACCACAGCGCCACCCCUCAGCAAGAGAAAGCUGAGAUGAAGCGCGAGCUGUGGAGGAUCGAAGACGUGAUGGCGGGACUGAGUGCGAGCAAAGCCAACUACAAGAUCACCAUUGACUCUGUCCAGAACCCAGAGAGGAAAUUAGUGCCUUCUGUGUCGGACCUUGCAUUGCCUUCCCAUUGCACAGAGGUCCAGCCUCCUCCUCGAAGCUCCAUCCCCAGGAUCCUCUCUCACACUUUGCCUCACAGCACCGUGCCAAAGUGGGCAGAUGACAGCGCCCCGCCCCGGCCACCACUGCCCAGCCUCUAUGACUAUGAAGAGACGCCCCCUGUGGUGCCUCCUCUCCCCAAAGAGGCCUCCGUCAUCCGCCAUACGUCGGUGCGUGGACUUAAACGCCAAUCAGAUGAGAGGAAGCGGGACAGGGAGAGUGGGCAAUAUGUCGUCAAUGGAGACUGUAAGGCCGACUUGCGAUCUUACCUGAGUGAACCAGAGCUGCCAGGAAUGAGUCACCACACCCCUGGGUCUGACACUGACUACCAGUAUUUCACAGCCACAGGUCUGUCAGGCUCUUCAUCUCAUCUGAACCAGUCCAACUACAUCUCGUCCUACGUCACCCUAAGGAGAGGUCCUGGGAGCUCCGCAGCCAAGGAGAGACCUAAGAGUGCCUUGGAGCGUCUGUCCUCACCCACAGAAGCCUCGCAGCUCGGGAGCAGCCAGCCUCGAGGACGAAUGACCGCGGAGGAGCAGCUAGAGCGGAUGAAGCGCCACCAGAAGGCGCUGGUUCGCGAGCGCAAGAGGAACCUCAGCCAGGGGGACCGCUCCUGCACGGGCCUCUCCACCUCCACCAUCACCACCCAGCACUCCUCCUCCAUGAUGCCCUCCACCUCCUCUGACGCUCCGGCCACCGUGUGUGAUUGGCGGGAGGAGCGAGUGGGGGCAGAGGGUCAGAGCGAUGAAGGAUGGAACCAAGUGAGAGAGAGAGGCCGGAUUCCGUCCGAUGAGUGGGUGACAGUGAAGCCCACACAAAUACGAGAGGUGGACGUGGAGCCAUUCGACUGGGACCUGGAUAUCAGCCGAGAGCUGUCCAAACCACAGAAGGUUCCCAUCCCGGAGCGCUACAUAGAGUCUGACCCUGAUGAGCCUGUGAGCCAGGAGGAGCUGGAGGAACGCUCUCGUCGGGCCGAGCGCAUCAAGAACCUCGUGGCCAGAUCCAGUGUUCACAACAUGCAGCCGUCUGCACCACUGGACUUCAGUGAGCUGGACUCGGCUGUGAAGCAGCAGGAGAGGAUCAUGAACGUGUCCCAGACGCUGGCUUCAGAGGCAUCGCGCAAGAGCAAACUGGUGGCAGGGACUGAGUGGCUGGAGAGUCGAUGAGCAUGUCUGGUCCAGGUAUAUCUGCCAUUUCCCCUUCUUGUGCUGUUGAUUAAUCAUUCAGUUUCUUGUCUGCCCAGAAAUGUGCACAGCUUAAAUUACAGCCGCCUCGAACUCCUCUCACUUACACCUUUCUUUUAAAAUGUCCCAGUGAUGUACAUAUGACAUCAAUUUUUUUUUUCAUGCCACUUAAAUUAUGAGAAAACGAAUCUGUCAUCCACCAAACCUUCUACGUAAAAAUCACCUUUUGUUUGCUCUUGGGAAUAUCUUCCUUGUUCAUAUCAAGUCAGUGUAAAAAGAAAAUCUGUGUGGAGUGCUGGUUUCUUUGUCUUUAGAAAAGGGCUUCUUCAGGGAAAUGUGUUGACCUCUCUUUGUGUGAGUGGUGUUUUGGUGUGAGUUGUGUGUUUUCGUUUGAUUCUUUCUUUUCUCCGUUGUAGGUGUAAGAAAAUUCACACUAUUAUGCACAUUUCUUUGUGCAGCUCCUGUGUUUCCUGUGAAUAUAACAUUUUAUUGGUGUAAAGCAGUCUAGACCAAAUAGGCCAAUCACUUUUGGGGAUCCUGUUUGUAUUGUCAUACCUCUGCCAAAACCCAACUGUCCUACCAUGAAUCAUGAAUUAUCUUUUGAGAAAUGAAUACAAAUGUUUUAAUGAGUUUUGUCUUGGUUGAAGCCCUCUUCCUCCACACUGUUUCAUGGAAAUGGUUAGUUUUUGUCUAAUCCUGCAAAAAAAACCCAACUUACAUGAAAACAUAACGUCCAUGGUGGAGGAGGAUGACAGAGGUAUCACAUUAUGUUAAAUUACCCAAACCUAUAAACUGUUCAAAGAGACUGGGAGCUGUUUGCUCUCAUGAAGGCUGCUGGAAACCUGUUAAAAUCAUAUAUUCUUAUGCAAAUGAAAUGUGUGGUUAAUUUGUAUGAACACGUUUGUAAAUUAAGGGUGUGUUUGCAUGAUUUAAUUCCUCUUGUGUUUCCUUCUUCUCAGCCAAAGCUGCUGCACGGCACUGACCCGCAGGAGCGACCACCGCCACCAAACACAAGGAGGAAGGGAAGGAUCCAAUCUUUUUUUUAACACAUUCACUUGGAACGAGGCCCACUCACGAGACAAAGAGCUGCAUGCAUGCUUCUAACAGUGUGAUGAUGAGUUGUAGUUUUUGAAAAGACUCGAGUUUCAUUUGCUUCAGCACUUACAUGGCACCGUCAAGUCAUAAUUUAUAAACAAGUAAAUUGCUAUUUUUUCUAAACUAAUCUAAAAUGACCUCCACUGCCGCUUUCUCUUUUACGAGUGACUAGAAGAGUGAAAUAAAAGCCAACAUGCUCUGAUAACUGUAGUAAUGUUUUAACAUGAACUAUUUAUUACAUGGCUUAUUUUUGAUCGUGUUAUUUCUACUGUAUAGUUUCUCAACACUGUCCCCCAACGAUCACGGUCCUGUCGACUUCAAGCAUCAAUAGUCAGCACACAAAAUAAAUAUUACAUUAAACAA
Pleuronectes platessa (European plaice) is the source of this 6549-nucleotide messenger RNA. Its product is annotated as pleckstrin homology domain-containing family A member 7. Bases 1105 to 5073 code for a protein of 1322 amino acids. The transcript is spliced from 26 exons. Gene Ontology annotation, molecular function: protein binding. Lineage: Eukaryota; Metazoa; Chordata; Actinopteri; Pleuronectiformes; Pleuronectidae. The record is from RefSeq and is a predicted model, not a curated record.